Messenger RNA from Eucalyptus grandis, 3382 nucleotides. RefSeq names its product wall-associated receptor kinase-like 1. Gene Ontology annotation, molecular function: ATP binding; polysaccharide binding; protein serine/threonine kinase activity. The transcript has 4 exons. Gene Ontology annotation, biological process: cell surface receptor signaling pathway; protein phosphorylation. The record is from RefSeq and is a predicted model, not a curated record. The coding region runs from base 24 to 3077 and encodes 1017 amino acids. NCBI's taxonomy places the organism in Eukaryota, Viridiplantae, Streptophyta, Magnoliopsida, Myrtales, Myrtaceae. Gene Ontology annotation, cellular component: plasma membrane.
UGCACUUACGAAAGUUGAAAAUCAUGUCGACCUCAGUGUUUCAAAUUCUUCUGCUUCUGGUUUCCCUCAAGUUGCAAGCAUCAGGUGCUGCACCUGGACUUGCGAAGCCUAACUGUGCUGAAAAAUGCGGGAACGUCACCGUUCCCUUCCCCUUCGGAAUAGGAGCCGGGUGUUUCUUGGAUGAAUGGUACCAGAUCGUCUGCCAACAAAACAACACGGUUCCCAUUCUGAAGAAGAUUGGAUUGCGAGUUCUCGACAUUUCACUCCCUGAUCGAUACGAAAAUGGCAUGAUUGACAUUAGCCUUCCUGUAAUUUACUCAAAUGCAAACUGCGGGGGUGACGGACGUGCUGCGAGGGUAAGCUUGGAAGGAAGUCAAUUUGUCUUCUCCCAGACAAGGAAUGUCUUUACAUUAGUCGGUUGCAACACCCUGGCCACAGUGAAUACCACACAAUCAGCUUUUGUCGGUUGCAGGUCGAGAUGUGCUGGAACCAACACCAGCAUUAGCUGGAAUAGUUCUUGUUCCGGGAGGGAUGGCUGCUGCGAGACUAUGCUCCCCCUUAACCUUCAGGGCUUUAGUGUGGAUUUCAAAGAAGAAAGUGGACAUCAGGGGUGCAAGUACGCUUUCUUGAGGUCUGACUUUACAGGUUUCUAUGAUUUGAAAGUGAAUGAGACGGUUCCAGUGGUGCUGGAAUGGGGGAUUGCGAACGAUACUGACUAUGGACGCAAGCUUAUGUCAGAGACUUCUUAUCCUUCCGUAUGUCGCACAUACAGCGUUGACAACAGUGAAGUGCUAUUUACACAGUGCUAUUGCACACGGGAGUAUGGUGGUAACCCAUAUCUUAUGGAAGGAUGCAAAGGUAACCCAUUCCAUGCUAUCACGUUCCGUAUUUUUUAUUCAAGGAGAUCGGUUUCGCUGCUAAUAUAUUUGCUUCUGGUUUCACAACCAUCAGGAACUGCACCUCGACCACCUCGACCUCGAAGCCUUGACUGUGCUGAAACAUGCGGGAGCGUCACCAUUCCCUUCCCCUUCGGAAUAAGAGCCGGGUGUUUCUUGGAUGACUGGUACCAGAUCGCCUGCAAACAAAACAACACGGUUCCCAUUUUGAAGAGGAUUGGAUUGCGAGUUCUCAACAUUUCACUCCCUGAUGAAGACGUGGAUGGCAUGAUUAACGUUAGGCUUCCUGUAAUUUGCUCAAAUGCAAGCUGUGGGGGUGACGGACGUGGUGCAAUGGCAAGCUUAAAAGGAAGUCCAUUUGUCAUCUCCCAGACAAGGAACAUCUUUACAGUAGUCGGUUGCAACGCUCAAGUGACAGUAAAUAGUACAGAAUCAGCUGUUUUCGGAUGCCGGUCGAAAUGUGUCGGAGCCAACUUCACCAGUAGCAACUAUAGUGCUUGUUCCGAGAGUGAAGGAUGCUGCCAGAGUUCGCUCCCCUUUAACCUCCAGGACUUUGGUGUGGAUUGCGAAGAAGAAAGCGGAGAUGAGGGGUGCAAGUACGCUUUCUUGGCGUCUGAUUCAGGUGUUUAUGAUUUGAGAUUGAGUGAUACGGUUCCAGGGGUGUUGGAGUGGGGGAUUGCAAACAAUACCACGUAUGCACUUGACCUUAUCGAGAAAGGAUACUAUCGCGUAAGUAAAUCUUUCACCUGUACAAGAUUUAAAAGUUUGAGCAGUGAAGGAGAAGGAAUUACAUAUAGAUAUAGAAGCUACAGCGUCGACAGUGGUGAAAUACUAUCUGCGCAGUGCCGUUGCCGUACGGGGUAUCAUGGUAAUGCCUAUCUUAUUGGAGGAUGCAAAGGUAUUGACGAAUGUAAUUCAUGGUGCCCCGGGAUUUGUGUGGACACAGGGGCCUCCUUUCGCUGCGUCAGUGGUGGAAAGACCAAGUUCAUUCUUAUUGGAACUGGGGCAGGCCUUGGGGCACUACUUUUAUGUCUUGCCUUAUGGGGGCUGUACAAAUACAUCAAGAAGAGAAAAGAAAUCAAGCUCAAAGAGAAGUACUUCAUUGGUCUUUUGCUGGAAAGUGAGCUAUCUUCGGCCAAAGGCCAUGUUGAGAAAAACAAAUUGUUCAACUCCAAGAAUCUAGAGAAGGCUACUGACAAUUUCAACAAGGAUAGAAUACUUGGGCAAGGUGGACAAGGUACUGUUUACAAAGGAAUGUUAACAGAUGGCAAAAUAGUUGCUAUUAAGAAACCGAAAGCAAUAGAUGAGGGCAAAGUCAAACAAUUUAUAAAUGAAGUCGUCAUUCUCUCACGGAUCAACCAUAGAAAUAUCGUUAAGUUAUUGGGGUGUUGCUUGGAGACAAAAGUCCCACUUUUAGUAUACGAGUUUAUACCAAAUGGGACUCUAUACCAAUAUUUGCACGACUCAAAUGAGAAGUUUCAUGUAUCAUGGGACACACGCCUACGAAUUGCAGCUGAAAUUGCAGGAGCAAUAUUCUACUUGCACUCAGCAACCUCAAUUCCCAUUUAUCAUCGAGACAUCAAGUCCACCAAUAUCCUCCUGGAUGAAAAAUAUCGAGCAAAAGUGGCAGAUUUCGGUACUUCCAAGUUUAUUUCCCUCGAUCAAACUCAUGUAACCACGUUGGUGCAAGGGACUAUUGGCUACCUAGAUCCCGAGUAUUUCCAAACAGGUCAAUUUACAGACAAAAGCAAUGUGUAUAGUUUUGGAGUUGUUCUUGUUGAACUAUUAACGGGACAAAAGCCAAUCUCGUUGCUGAGGGAACAAGAAGGCAGAAGCCUUGCGACCUAUUUCAUAAUUUCAAUGGAAGAAAAUCGGCUGUUCGACAUUGUGGAUGCUCAAGUUUUGAAAGAAGAUAAGAAGGAAGAGAUUGCAUUAGUUGCUAACCUUGCGAAAAGAUGCUUGAACUCGAAUGGGAGGAGCCGGCCCACAAUGAAAGAAGUGGCAAUGGAGUUAGAGGUGAUGAGAAAGUUCCCAAAUCCUUUGGGUAUUCAGCAAAAUCAAGAGGACCAGGAGGCAACUGAAUCUUAUGUUGCUGCAUGUAAAUCCAGCAAGUCAAACAUCAAUGUGGAUGUCACUACAUUUUCGGAUGUGCAACCAUUCUUACCUAGUGAGACGUGGUGAAGAUAUGUUUUGCCUCUUAUACUUAAGAUUUAUAUCGCUGCGUUUGUCAUGGAAAUCAGUUUUCAGAGCAAAAGAUAGAGAAAAGAGGGAAGGGAGGAAAGCUUGUUAGUUUACUAAUAGGAGGAUUUUGGUUAGUUAUUUAUUGUUAAUGAACUUAUUCUCAGUGUUUGGGAUCAAUGAACUAUUAAGUCAUGCAAAUCCCAAGUUUAUUCUAGUCCUGUAAUUAGCAUAAUGCUGUGAUUUCAGUUCAUCUUGAGAUCUUUGAAUACUUGCUAUCAAUUCGAUUGUUACAAAACUUACGUCAA